Bradysia coprophila is the source of this 875-nucleotide messenger RNA. RefSeq names its product rab-like protein 3. The record is from RefSeq and is a predicted model, not a curated record. NCBI's taxonomy places the organism in Eukaryota, Metazoa, Arthropoda, Insecta, Diptera, Sciaridae. Gene Ontology annotation, molecular function: GTP binding; GTPase activity.
CGUCUCUUGUGUAAAAGAAAACCAACUGUUUGUUUAAAGCACCGAUAGCCAAAAAUUGGAGACAAUUUUGUUUUUUUGUGUUGUAAUGUCGAACAUUGACAAAGUUAGAAUUAUUGUUGUCGGUGAUUCUGGAGUGGGAAAAACAUCGCUUGUCCAUCUUAUAGCCAACAAUGAGGCGCUCACAUCUCCCGGCUGGACGAUUGGAUGUGCUGUCGAAGUGAAAUUACACGAAUACAAGGAAGGUACACCGUCCCAAAGUCAGUACUUUAUCGAACUCUGGGACAUCGGCGGUUCGAUAAGCCACAUGAACACCAGAGGCGUAUUCUACAAUCCAGUCCAUGGCGUUAUCUUGGUGUACGAUCUGUCCAAUCGGAAAAGUCAUGAGAAUUUGCAACGAUGGAUUUUCGAAAUAUUGAACAAAGAGGGAAAAGAUGUGGCUAAAGGUGGCGGUGGCGAGAUGGAAUUUGAUCCGGAACAAUUUUUGGGAUCGACACAGAUUCCAAUAUUGGUCAUUGGAACAAAGGCCGAUAUGGUGGAUGACAAUCAGAAGAAGAAAAACAGCAAGAAAAUUUUGAGCGUCGCCGAACAGUGCGGAGCAGAAGAAAUUUGUCUGAACUGUCAUGAUCCGAAAAGUCUUGCGGCUGGCCUCUCUGACAGCGUCAAACUGAGUCGAUUCUUCGACAAAGUCAUUGAGAAAAAGUUCUACACUCGUGACACAGGCGGUGUUUUAGAAAAACGCAAGUAUACAUCACCUGUAACAUCGCCGUAUUUAAUGACGGGCUAUGGAUAUGAUGAGCGUAGCGACAAUAAGUAAAUUCGAGCCAGCGAACGAUAAAGCAAUAAAUAAAAUGGCACAUGAAACGUGUAACAUAAAA